Puma concolor (puma) is the source of this 1522-nucleotide messenger RNA. RefSeq names its product WD repeat domain 41 (gene WDR41). Gene Ontology annotation, cellular component: lysosomal membrane. Gene Ontology annotation, biological process: regulation of autophagy. Lineage: Eukaryota; Metazoa; Chordata; Mammalia; Carnivora; Felidae. The record is from RefSeq and is a predicted model, not a curated record. Gene Ontology annotation, molecular function: protein binding.
ACUUCUUCGUUCCCAGGGCAAAUCUGGGGCGGCAAGUAUUAGUGUCUCCAUUGCGCUGCUGCCCAGGAGAUAGAAGGCUGAGCCCCGCGCAGAGUUCAGGCUGACUGGGUCCUGGGCCCAGCGAGAAGCUGCCGCUGCCCGGAUGUUGCGAUGGCUGAUCGGGGGAGGCCGAGAACCUCAGGGACUGGCCGAGAAAUCUCCCUUACAGACAAUAGGUGAAGAACAAACCCAGAAUCCCUACACUGAACUGCUUGUACUGAAAGCUCAUCAUGAUAUUGUACGGUUUCUGGUACAGUUAGAUGAAUACAGGUUUGCAUCUGCUGGUGAUGAUGGAAUUGUAGUUGUGUGGAAUGCCCAGACAGGAGAAAAACUUCUGGAACUUAAUGGGCACACUCAGAAGAUUACAGCCAUUAUUACAUUUCCUUCCUUGGAAGUUUGUGAAGAAAAGAAUCAACUGAUCUUGACAGCCUCUGCUGAUAGAACAGUUAUUGUAUGGGAUUGUGAUACUGGCAGACAAGUUCAGAAAGUAUCAUGCUUCCAGUCUACUGUAAAGUGCUUAAUUGUUCUUCAGAGACUAGAUAUUUGGCUCUCUGGUGGGAAUGACCUAUGUGUGUGGAACCGAAAAUUAGAUCUCUUAUGUAAGACCAGCCACCUUUCUGAUACAGGGAUCAGUGCUUUGAUUGAAAUACCUAAGAACUGUGUUGUGGCAGCAGUUGGCAAAGAACUGAUAAUUUUCAGGUUGGUAACACCAACAGGAGAAUCACUGGAAUGGGAUAUUCUUGAAAUUAAGCGCCUCCUUGAUCACCAGGAUAAUAUUCUCUCCUUGGUUAAUGUCAAUGAUUUGAGUUUUGUAACUGGCUCCCAUGUUGGAGAAAUGAUCAUCUGGAAUAUUCUGGACUGGACAGUGCAGGCCCGUGAAUGCAACUUCUGGGACCCAUCUCCACAGCUGGACACCCAACAAGAAAUAAAACUCUGUCAAAAACCUAAUGACAUUUCUAUUCAUCACUUCACAUGGGAUGAAGAGAAUGUAUUUGCUGCCGUUGGAAGGGGUUUAUAUGUGUAUAACCUUCAAAUGAAGCGUGUGAUUGCUUGCCAGAAAACUGCCCAUGACUCCAGUGUCCUGCACAUUGCCAAACUUCCAAACAGGCAGUUAAUCUCAUGCUCGGAAGAUGGCAGUGUACGCAUUUGGGAGUUAAGAGAAAAACAGCAGCUUGCAGCUGAACCUGUACCAACAGGUUUUUUUAACAUGUGGGGAUUUGGAAGAGUAAACAAACAAGCCAGCCAACCUGUUAAAAAGCAACAGGAAAAUGCCCCUCCGUGUUCAUUGGAGCUUAUUGGAGAUUUGAUUGGACACUCCUCAUCUGUGGAGAUGUUUCUGUACUUUGAAGAUCAUGGACUAGUGACUUGUUCUGCUGAUCAUCUCAUUAUUUUGUGGAAAAAUGGAGAAAGAGAAUCUGGAUUGCGCAGUUUAAAAUUAUUUCAAAAACUGGAGGAGAAUGGUGACUUACAUCUUGCUGUGUAG